Molecule: messenger RNA, 1439 nt
Organism: Aaosphaeria arxii CBS 175.79
Lineage: Eukaryota; Fungi; Ascomycota; Dothideomycetes; Pleosporales
Product: glycoside hydrolase family 39 protein
Exons: 3
Coding region: 48-1439 (463 amino acids)
Source: RefSeq, a predicted model, not a curated record
GAGGCGAUUGCCUCCCCCAUCAGCACUUCAUACUCGCUGCGCCUCAGAUGCUUAUAAUGGUCCAUUCUCAAUUUCUCUUUAUUGCUCUUGUGGCAUUGUGGGCGCCUGUAGUCAGCGCAACCAGCCGUGUUGUCCGGCAGGAUGUUGCCGGGACUGCUACCGUCAAUAUUGGAUACCACCAAGGUGAAGCCAAAUUCCUGGGAGCUGGUUUCAUCUAUGGCUUUCCCGACAAUGGCUCAAGCGCCGAUGACUCCAUUCCCGAUUACUUUGUUCGAGACAUCAAAUUUCAGACCUCGCGCGGCGGUGGCUCGCAAAUCUCUUACGAAGGGUGGGCCACGGGCGGUUUGGAACAGUACAGAGGCCGAUUUGCCUCUGCACUUUCCAAUUAUCGCACCUCGCGGAAGUUUGGAGGCAGCUAUCUGCUAAUGCCCUCUGAUCUUUGGGGGGCGCAAGGAGGAGCCCCAGAAAACUUCCCGUUCCCUGGUGAUAAUGGCGACUGGUCUGAGAUGGAAAAAUUCCUUCGUCAAGUCAUAAGCGACAUCAAAGAUAACGAUAUGUUAGAUGGACUUGUAAUCGACUUGUGGAAUGAGCCUGAUCUUGACUCGUUUUGGAAUCGCCCGUGGUCUCAGUAUGUCGAAUACUUCGUCCGGGCUUCAUUGCUCUUUAAAUCUGAAUUUCCCGAAGCUCGACUCAGUGGGCCUUCUUCAGCGCACUCGCCUCAUAAAGAUAGUGAGAAUUGGAGGGCAUGGCUAUCAUCCAUUUCUCAGAACAAUGCCGUACCUGACAUCUACUCCUGGCAUCAAAUUGGCGCCUGGGAGCGAGAGCCUGAUACAACCAUUCCGGCACUCAAGGCGCUUCUGGCCGAAUAUAAUCUACCUGAGCGACCGGUGGAUGUGAACGAAUAUGCAUGGCCCGACGAACAAAACCCGGCGAAUUCGGUUUAUUAUUUAUCUCAACUGGAGCGUCACAACAUUCGUGGAUUGCGCGCAAACUGGGGCGGAGGCCCAUCUCUACACGAUUUCAUGGCAAACCUUAUCUGGAAAGAUGAUGGAGGAUAUUAUCCCAACGGAGAAUGGCAUCUCUAUAAAUAUUACGCAAGAAUGGAGGGCGAGAGAGUGGCAACAUCUGCAUCUUCUGACUUGAAGUUUGAUGCUUUUGCUGUACUCUCCGGCCGCCGUCUCAAAAUCAUCGCAGGCACAAGGACUGUGAAGGCCCGCUAUAACAUUGAGAUCACAGGUUUCACUGAUUCCGGUGUACCUCCCGAAGGCUCUUUGACUGUAGGGAGGUAUCAAUUCGAUUGGGCAGGUGCUCAAGGGCGUAUUUGGGAUGCUUUGUAUCUCGGAACAGCUACGUACGAGUAUUCACAGAACAAGUUGAUUAUUCCGUUCGAUCCUCCAACCGAACACACGGCCUUUGCUUUUGAGGUUGAAUUGCCCUAA